Phyllostomus discolor (pale spear-nosed bat) is the source of this 1162-nucleotide messenger RNA. It is a transcript of the gene C5H1orf210, whose product is annotated as chromosome 5 C1orf210 homolog. The record is from RefSeq and is a predicted model, not a curated record. The transcript is spliced from 3 exons. Lineage: Eukaryota; Metazoa; Chordata; Mammalia; Chiroptera; Phyllostomidae. Bases 329 to 670 code for a protein of 113 amino acids.
CAUUCUGGGGGUGGGAGUGAGGCCUGCCGCCGAUAGGCUCUCCGAGAAAGCUUGGGAAGACGUAGUUAGUUGGGGGCUUGCCAGCUGCCCAGCCCUCCGGCCUCCCCCCUGCAGCUUCAGCCCCACCUGCCGUGCCUGCGUCCUCAGGUGAGUCUGAGCGGCAGUUCUGGCCCGCCCACUGCCUGCUCCAGCCGGAAGCUUCCUCCGCUGGCUUGUACACAAUUCUUACAGGAUCUGUGCCCCAGGGCUGCCUGGCACCUGGGGAUCUCCUUGGAGCCAGGGCCCGUCUGGUCAAGGCUAAGGCUCACCGGUGUCUUCCAGCCACUCCAUGAGUGAGACCAACCAAACCCUUGUGGGGCCCUCGGAGCUCCCCACAGUAUCAGCCAUGUCCCCUGGACCAGGCAUCGCAGCCCGGACCUGGCCUGUGCUGCUGGGGGUUGUGCUCGGAGCUGUGGUCCUUUCUGUCCUCAUUGCACUUGCUGCCAAAUGCCACCUCUGCCACAAAUACCUCACCAGCUACCAGCACCGCCGGCUGCCAGAGACAAGAAAGGGCAUCUGCCCAGAGAUGGGUGAAGAUGAAGAUGAUGAUGGCUUCAUUGAGGACAAUUACAUUCAGCCUGGGACGGGUGGGCUGGGGAUGCAGGGUAGCAGGAACCACUUCUCCCUCUGAGCCCCUAUCUUUGGAAGCCCCCCACCCCCCACCCCUUGUGCCUGACAGUUUAAGGAUGGCAAGUACUAUGUGGGGGCUGUGGAACCUCAGGGACAGAGGUGGCUAGGGUUUAAGGGCUAACCAGGCAUUGAACAAUUCUUCUCCUUUGACACCGGCCACCAAAGUGAUAAUGAUCCUCUCUUGCUCCGUGACCCUCAAUGGCUCCCUGCUCUUCUCAGGAUAAAGCCGACCAGGAGCCUAACUAUGGAAAUAAGGCGUCUGCCAGCCUCUUGGCUUCCUUUCUUGCCUUUGUCUAUUAUCCUCCCUACUUAAGUAAUUCUUAUUACACACCAGAUGAUAACAGUUAGCAGAUGAAAAUCAGUGUGCCAAGUUUCCUACUGAAAAUUUUUCCCUGCCAAUAAAGUGGAUAAUCCAAGUGGCUAUAAUAUAUUCUCUUUUUCGCAGGUAUUACUAAAUCUGUUUUCAUGUGAAAUAAAAAUGAAAAGCUGCUCA